ACCAUAGAAGAAGAGGAGGAGCAGACAGCUACAGGAAAAGACGAACAUCUUUGGGCUAUCACUAACGUUACUUACCACAGCGGAAAAGUCUAAAUGUGCUAUAUAUAAAUUCUUGAAAAUUAACAUUUGCUUUUUGGUCUUACUUUAAGGUUAGCAGUGUGGUUAAGGUUGGUGUUCGGUUUCAAAUCACAUUUUAAGAAGAUUAAUUGUAGAAAAAGUGUAGAAGUUUAUGACGGUGGCUGAAACGACAUAUUUUUGAGAAAGCUUUACGAGCACUUCCGGUGUCAAAGUUUGUGUUGUGUUGUGUUGUCAAGAUGGCUGGCCAUGAUCAUCAUCGUGACCAUCUGUCUCUGUGCUUAUGUGACUUAAUCAGAUUACUAUGGUCCAUGGUGCUGCCAUGCGUGUAUCUGAGCUUGGUGCUGGCGCUGCUCCUGUUUCUACUCGUCAUGGGUGUCCGAAUAUGGCUGCAGAGGAGUCGGAAAGCCCGCCUGGCUCAGAACAGUUCCCCAACUGUGGCCUUCUUCCACCCCUACUGCAAUGCAGGAGGGGGCGGGGAGCGGGUGCUCUGGUGUGCCCUCAGAGCGCUUCAGAAUAGAUACCCAAACGUUUCAUUCGUUGUGUACACCGGUGACCAUGGGGUGGCAGGGGAGCAGAUCCUCGAGGGCGCCCAACAACGCUUCAACAUCAGGCUUCCUCAUCCAGUGACUUUCAUAUUCCUGAAGAACCGUCUCCUGGUGGAGGCUAGCUCCUACCCCCACUUCACCCUGCUGGGGCAGAGCAUGGGCUCAAUGUUCCUGGGCUGGGAGGCCCUUACUGCCUUUGUACCAGACCUCUAUAUGGACUCCAUGGGCUAUGCCUUCACUCUGCCUAUCUUCCGCUACCUGGGAGGAUGCAGGGUGGGCAGCUAUGUGCACUACCCCACCGUCAGUACUGACAUGCUGUCUGUGGUGAGAGAGAGAAACCCAAGGUUCAACAAUGCAGACUACAUCUCUGCUAACCCUCUUCUUAGUAUGGCCAAGGUGAUGUACUACUGUGCCUUUGCUCUGAUCUACGGCCUAGCAGGCUCCUGCAGCGACGUCAUCAUGGUCAACUCUACCUGGACACUGGGCCACAUCCUGGCCCUGUGGCGCGCACCCAGCCGCACCGGUGUGGUCUACCCUCCCUGUGACGUCCGCUCCUUCCUCAACAUCCCAUUGGAGGAUGAGGUGGAAGGGGAGGGGCUCGAUGACAGGAAGUGCCAUUCGAUAGUGUCCGUGGGUCAGUUCCGACCAGAGAAAGACCACCGGCUGCAGAUUAGGGCCUUCCGGAAGCUUCUGGACAGGAAAGGGGUAGGUCCAGGAGGGCGGGAUUCUCUGAGGCUGGUGUUGAUUGGUGGCUGCCGUAACCAGGAGGAUGAUGAUAGAGUGCUGAUGCUGAGGGGGUUGUGCCAGGAGCUGGGUGUGACAGAAAAAGUUGAGUUUAAACUUAACGUUCCAUUUGAUGAGUUAAAGAGGGAGCUGGUGGACGCCACCAUUGGUCUGCACACCAUGUGGAAUGAGCAUUUUGGCAUAGGUGUGGUAGAAUGUAUGGCUGCAGGGACAGUCAUUCUGGCUCACAAGUCCGGCGGCCCCAAGCUGGACAUUGUGGUUCCCUAUGAGGGCGGGCAGACUGGCUUCCUGGCCGACAGCGAGGACAGCUACGCUACUGCCAUGGAGACCAUCCUGGCACUGUCGCCGUCGGCACGGCUGGAAAUCCGGCGCAAUGCUCGACGGUCUGUAGACCGUUUCUCCGACCAGGAGUUUGACGCCAGCUUCCUGUCUUCCAUGGAAUCUCUGAUGGGAAAGCUGGAGUGAUGAGGGAAAACCAAUCACUCCCCCCUCACAGACUGAAACCCUUCCUCUCUGCUGCACUCACAGGCCUGAUUAGCUGGAAAACUGAUGGUCUAUGAGACCUUUGCUGGCUUUAUUCAUAGGAAUAAGUAAGGAUGCUUGUCUAACUUGCCCUGUCUUGCUAGAGUUCCAGUGAAGGGACUUGCUGGAAAUUCUAUUGAUGUUUACACUCAAAAAGCACUUGGUCCUUAUAUAUCUAGUCCAAUACGGCAGAGGGAUCAAACAUUGUGCUUUUUUUUUUCUCACUGUGAUUUUUUUUCUUGCUCUGUUAUGGGACUAUGGUUCAGAAUUGUAGAUAUUAUACAAACAAUGCUUUAAAAAAAAAAAGGAAAUGUAUUGUUAAUUUGUCUGAAUCUUAAAUGUAAACUUGUUGUAUUUUGUAUAUAAUUUUUAUUUACUCUUUAAAGUCCCUCCAAGCAACAACGAUACCGAAACAUUUUCAAUGCCCAAAUAAUUUACAUCUUGUCAAUGCUUGCUUAUGUUAUACUUUAACCUGUGGCAAGAAUAGAUAGCCCUUGGUCAAAACUUUAACCUGCAGUUUAGAAAAAUGCAAGAUGCGUCUGUACUUAAAAUAAAUAAAUAUAUAUAUAUUUCA
This is a messenger RNA of Oncorhynchus kisutch (coho salmon), 2463 nucleotides long. RefSeq names its product GDP-Man:Man(3)GlcNAc(2)-PP-Dol alpha-1,2-mannosyltransferase. Gene Ontology annotation, cellular component: endoplasmic reticulum membrane. The transcript has 5 exons. Gene Ontology annotation, molecular function: GDP-Man:Man(3)GlcNAc(2)-PP-Dol alpha-1,2-mannosyltransferase activity. Bases 315 to 1832 code for a protein of 505 amino acids. Gene Ontology annotation, biological process: protein N-linked glycosylation; dolichol-linked oligosaccharide biosynthetic process. NCBI's taxonomy places the organism in Eukaryota, Metazoa, Chordata, Actinopteri, Salmoniformes, Salmonidae. The record is from RefSeq and is a predicted model, not a curated record.